Molecule: messenger RNA, 1661 nt
Organism: Pelagomonas calceolata
Lineage: Eukaryota; Pelagophyceae; Pelagomonadales; Pelagomonadaceae
Source: the annotation of a GenBank genome assembly
UUUUCAGGUCCGUUUUGGGCUGUGACCGCUCAUCGUAGCGGCCUUAUCGCUGCAAAAAAAAGCCGGGAGCAGUGCCAAAAAUCCUCCAUCGCAUCGCUGUUGCAACGCGGUUGUAAAACAAGCCGCGCGCGAUUGCAUACCAACACACAGGCUGUCGGCAUCCCCUCGGACGCCGCGACAGCAAAACGGCGACCAGCCUCGGCGUCGCGUUGAUUGACAAAACGGCCGCCCGCCGCGGCCGCGUCGGCGACAUCACGGCCUAUCGACGGAGGAGUUCGAUGGCGGCCCGGCCGCAGACGCGGAAGCGGUCGCGGCUGACGCUCUGCGUGGGCCUGGCGGUCGGUUUAGCCUUGUUCUUCUACCUGAUGAGCGGGUCGCCGACGGACAUCGUCGACGAACGGACCCCGGACUACGGUAAAGCGGGCUGGCGCUACCUGACCAUCGUCGACGCGGGAAGUUCGGGAUGUAGAGCCCACGUCUUUAGGUGGCGACCGGCGCCGCACGGCGUCGACGUGGACCCGAGGCAUCCUAACCUCAAAGUGAAGCCGGGGCUCUCGACGUUCGAGUCGCAUCCGUCGGAUGCGGGCGCCUCCUUGAAGCCCAUGCUCGACUUCGUGCUGAACGAGAUCCCCGAGGACCAGUGGAGUUCCUCGCCUAUUUUGCUCAAGGCGACGGCGGGCCUGAGGAUGGUCGCGGAAGGUCCCCGCGAGCAGAUCCUCGAAAGUGUCAGAGACGCGUUGGCUGCCUCACCGCUCAAGUUUGAUGAUAGGAAGAAAGGAGCCAGAGUCAUCGCCGGCACGGACGAGGGCGGCUACGGCUGGAUGUCCGUCAACUACCUGUUAGGUAAUCUCCAUGGAGACGCGGAACCGUCGGACUUCGUCGGCGUCGUCGAGAUGGGCGGCGCGUCGGCGCAAGUCACGCAGAUCGCCUCGAAGCAGGUGCCGGAGGGCUACGGGUUCUCGUUUGUGAUGGGCACGAAGACGUACAAGUUGUAUACGCAUAGCUACCUGGGCUAUGGCCUGGAGCAAGCGCGGGAGAAGCUCUCUGCGGAACUCGCUUCCAAUAGAAAGAGUGUCGAGGAUCCGUGCCUGAACGACGGCUUCAAGCGCCCGGAGCCGCGGAACGACGUGUAUGAUGGCCACGCCUCAUUACCAGUGACCGGCAAAGGCGACGCCGCUUCAUGUAGGAAAGUUAUUGAAUCUGCCUUGUUCUCUUUGAGAGGCUCUUGCGCCUACCAGAGCUGUUCCUUCGACCCCAACGUCUACCAGCCGUCCGACCUGGCCUCGGGUAGACUAUUGGCUUUCGAGAACUUUUACUAUACGGGCCAGAUGCUGGGCGUGCCGCGGCCCGACGCGUCACCUAGAGAUUUUGGGACCGCAGCCACGGAGGCCUGCUCCAUGUCCUGGAGCGCUUUGCAGUCUUCCGAUAUACCUAGAGACGGUUCGGGAAAAGAGGAGACGAACAAGCUCUGCUUCUCGGCGACGUACCUCGACUUAUUCCUCGAGAAGGGCGUCGGCGUCGCGCCGGCGUCCACCGUCAAGGUCAUGCAGCAGGUCGGCGAGCACGGCAUCGACUGGUCGCUCGGCGCGGCGAUCUCGGAGGCGUCUUCGUUAAGGGCGAAGGAGGCUUGAGCUUUGGCGUGUCUAAGUGUUCACUUAUGA